Molecule: messenger RNA, 3923 nt
Organism: Culex quinquefasciatus (southern house mosquito)
Lineage: Eukaryota; Metazoa; Arthropoda; Insecta; Diptera; Culicidae
Gene: Fs(2)Ket
Product: importin subunit beta
Exons: 4
Coding region: 518-3154 (878 amino acids)
Biological process (GO): protein import into nucleus
Cellular component (GO): cytoplasm; nucleus
Molecular function (GO): small GTPase binding; nuclear import signal receptor activity
Source: RefSeq, a predicted model, not a curated record
CCUUUGCGCUCUUGGACCGUCAUCGCCACCAUCUCGCGCGAGCAAACGGAGCAAAAGUGCGGAGCCGGCCAAAGAAAAGGAAAAACGCGAUUUUUGCUGUUCCCGAGAAAAAACGCUUCUGUGAAUCGAUUCGCGGCCAAAAGUGCGUGAAAAUCGUCGAGAAAAGCGCCCCUGCCCUCCGGUGUUUGUGCACGUCCACACUCAGGAGCCGACAUUCCGCCACGCACGAUCCACCAGGGAUUUUUUUCGUGCGGAAAAGAGUGUGCUUUUUUUCUUCGUCGUGGUUGUGUGGAUCCGUCUGGAAGCCGAGUGUCGAGGACCAUCAGCGCAAAAAAGAGUGGCCCUCUCGAAAAGGAAGGAGGAACCAAAAAAACACGACAAAGCUGGAAAUUGUCGUCCGCCGCGCUGUGCGUGUGUGGAAAUUCGCGUGAAGAAGAUCUAAAGGGGCUUUGUUCCGCCGAACCCGGAUUUGUGCGUUAAUUCCGUCGUCGUCGUCGUGGUUCCGGAAGCAUAAAUCAUGCAAAUUGUGCAGAUUCUAGAAAAGACCGUUUCGCCAGACAAAGAUGAGCUGCUGGUGGCGAAAAACUUCCUCGAGCAGGCCGCGGCCACCAACCUGCCCGGCUUCAUCCGCGCCCUGUCGGAUGUGCUCGCCUUUGCGGGGAACUCGCCGGUGGCGCGGAUGGCCGCCGGUCUGCAGCUAAAGAACCAACUGACCAGCAAGGACCCCACCAUCAAGUACCAGUACCAGGAGCGAUGGCUCACCUUCCCCGAGGACAUGCGGGAGUACGUCAAGAAGAACAUCGUCGGUUCGCUGGGAACGGAAUCGUCACGACCGUCGUCGGCGGCGCAGUGCGUUGCGUACGUGGCCGUGGCCGAGCUGCCCGUGGGACAGUGGCCAAAUCUGAUGCAGAAGCUGGUGGACAAUGUGGUCAACGAGAAGUCCACCGAAAUGGAGCGGGAAUCGACGCUGGAAGCGAUCGGUUACAUUUGCCAGGACAUCAACUCGGAGAUCCUCGAGCACCAGUCGAACCAGAUUCUGACGGCGAUUAUUCACGGGAUGCGCAAGUCGGAACCGUCCAAUCACGUCCGGCUGGCGGCCACCAACGCGUUGCUCAAUUCGUUGGAGUUCACCAAGGCGAACUUUGAGGAGACGGCCGAACGGAACUAUAUCAUGGAGGUGGUCUGCGAGGCAACGCAGUCAACGGACACCCAAAUCUGCGUGGCAGCGCUGCAGUGUCUGGUGAAGAUCUUGACGCUGUACUACCAGCACAUGGAGGCGUACAUGGCUCAGGCACUGUUCCCGAUCACGCUCGAGGCGAUGAAGUCCGACAACGAACAGAUCUCCCUGCAGGGCAUCGAGUUCUGGUCCAACGUCAGCGACGAGGAAAUCGACCUUGCGAUCGAAGCGCAAGAAGCGGCCGAAGCCGGUCGACCUCCGAAUCGCGUGUCACGUCACUACGCCCGCGGUGCCCUCCAGUUCCUGGCGCCGGUCCUGAUGGAGAAGCUGACGCGCCAGGAAGAGUUUGACGACGAAGACGAUUGGAACCCGUCCAAAUCGGCCGGCGUCUGUCUGAUGUUGCUUGCCACCUGCUGCGAGGAUGAAAUCGUUCCGCAUGUGCUGCCCUUCGUCAACAACAACAUCAAGUCGACCAACUGGCGCUACCGGGACGCCGCCCUGAUGGUGUUCGGAUCGAUCCUGAGCGGACUGGAGGCGAACACGCUGAAGCCGCUGGUCGAGCAGGCGAUGCCCACGCUGAUUGAGCUGAUGUACGACCAGAGCGUCAUCGUGCGGGAUACGUGCGCGUGGACCUUUGGCCGAAUUUGUGAGGUCAUUCCGGAAGCAGCCAUCAACGAGCAAUAUCUGGAGCCGCUGCUAAAAGCCCUGUUGAACGGCCUGAAGGCGGAACCGCGCGUCGCCACCAACGUCUGCUGGGCCUUCUCGGGCCUGUCGGAAGCGGCAUACGAUGCGGCCAACGUGGACGACGAUCCGCCCCAGACGUACUGUCUGUCGCAGUACUUUGACUUUAUCAUCAGCAACCUGCUCGAGACGACCGAUCGGCCGGACGGAGCGCAGGCCAACCUGCGUUCGUCGGCGUACGAGGCGCUUAUGGAGAUGAUCAAGAACUCUCCCCAGGAUUGUUACAUCUCCGUGCAGAAGACCACGAUGGUCAUCCUGGAGCGGUUGAACCAGGUGCUGCAGAUGGAGUCGCACAUUUCCACGCACACCGACCGGCAUCAGUUCAACGAUCUGCAGUCGCUGCUGUGCGCCACGCUGCAGUCGGUCCUGCGCAAGGUUGACGCAAAGGACGCGCCGCAGAUUUCGGACGCCAUCAUGACGGCGCUGUUGACCAUGUUCAAUUCCAGCUCCGGCAAGGUGGGUGGAGUCCAGGAGGAUGCUCUGAUGGCGGUGUCGACGCUGGUUGAUCUGCUGGGCGAAGGCUUCAUCAAGUACAUGGACGCGUUCAAGGAUUAUCUGUACGUCGGCCUGAAGAACCACCAGGAGUACCAGGUGUGCUGUACGGCGGUCGGCCUCGCCGGCGACAUCUGCCGUGGCCUCAAGAACAAGAUCCUCCCGUACUGCGACGAAAUCAUGACGUUACUGCUGGAAAACCUGAGCAAUCCGUCGAUCCACCGCAGCGUCAAACCCCAAAUCCUGUCCGUCUUUGGCGACAUGGCACUCAGCAUCGGCCCCGACUUCAAGAAGUACCUAACCGUGGUGUUGCAGAUGUUGACGCAUGCUACCCAGGUGCAGGUCGACCCCAGUGAUUACGACAUGAUCGACUACCUGAACGAACUGCGCGAGAGCGUCCUCGAGGCGUACACCGGCAUCGUCCAGGGUCUCAAGGGCGUCGACAAAAUGCCCAGCGAAGACGUCGCCCUGCUGCAGCCGCACGUUCCCUUCAUCAUCAGCUACAUCGUGUCGAUCGCCAAGGACAGCGAACUGUCCGACGGUAACAUCGCGAUCGCCGCCGGCCUCAUCGGGGACAUGUGCUCCGCCUUCGGGCCCGCCCUGCUCCAGCUCGUCGAAGACCCGCAGAUCCAGCAGCUGCUGAACGAGGGCAAAAACUCCCGCACCGGACGCACCAAAACGCUGGCCAACUGGGCGCUCAAGGAGAUCAAAAAGCUCAAGCAGCCGGCGAAUGACGCGAGUUGAUUUAAUCCAGCAUCAACGGCAACACGCUCAACUACACGACCGCCAACGGCACCAACCCAGCCGCCAACGCCGCCACCAGCACCGUUCCAGCAAUGUAAUUCCGCAAAUUUAAUGUCGUCGGCGCCGCCACGGGAGGACGAGGAACCGUUCAACUGCAAUCGCAAUCUCUGCUUCGACCUGUCGGUGCGGAUUUAGUGUUCCGGAAGUUUGGUUCGAGGGUGCGCGCCCGCGGUAAGUAACAUCAUCAAUUUUUCGAGGUUUGCGGGACAAACAAUUGGCAUGAACAGCAGGGACGUGCGUGCGUGCGCGUGCGCGUGUAGUGGUUAUUCGUAAUUUAUUACUGUGUAAACUAAUUAAAUUAAAUCAAUUAUAUCUACGAAAGUAUAAGGCAAACACAAACACACACAAUUCCCAAAAAAAAUAAGUAUCUUCUCUAAAACAGAUCAAAUCAAGCUGAAAAUAGACAAAAACAAACCACUCACACAAACACAAUUGAAAAAGUCGUAGUCUUGUCCGCGAAGCGUGUGCCAUAGUGAAAUGAAAAAGUUGAAGGGGAGAGAGAGGAAGCGGGAAAAAGCUGGGGUUAAAAUUGUAUAAACAUUUUAAACUUUCACCGUGGCACCGUCGCGGUUUUGCCCUACUGUUACAAAAUCAACCAUUUAGAGCAGCAAAAGCAAAAAGUUACAACACUUACACUGAGAAAAAUCUACACCACACAAAUAUGAUGAUGAUGAUGCGCAUAAGAUUAAAUCUGACAGCAAACAGCUAA